AUGGACCUAGCAGGCGAAUCGUCUGAGCUUUCCAAGACCCAGAAUGAUACUGGAUCAGCUGACGACAGCUCUGUUGGAGAAGAAUUGUUGGUUGCUGCAAAUGGCAAUGCAAAUGCAAACCUCAAACAAUGGUUCAAAGAUAUGACUGAUGGACGGAGCCGCGUCGUUAUGUUCAAGAGCACCCAAGAUGAACUGAAAACUUGUGGUGAGAGACUCGACGUUCUUGCAAAAACCUUAUUCAAGCAAGCAAGAAAAGAAAACCCGGAUAGUCCUCUCAAGUGGACACUUGUGGCACAUCUACAUGAGAUUGAUGGUGGAGACAGCUAUGGCACGUCCUACAUGAAUGAUUUGACUCCUGAAGCAACGAGUUACAUUGAAAACGUUGACUGCGCGGUUACAUGGUUUUCUAUUCCUAUCCUCAACCAUAUUGAUAUGAAAGAUACCAAGCGGUAG
Molecule: messenger RNA, 453 nt
Organism: Trichoderma virens Gv29-8
Lineage: Eukaryota; Fungi; Ascomycota; Sordariomycetes; Hypocreales; Hypocreaceae
Exons: 1
Coding region: 1-453 (150 amino acids)
Source: RefSeq, a predicted model, not a curated record